AUGAGGAUACGCACCAAGUCUGAUGAGCCUUGUAGCUCCAAAAGUCUGGAGACUCUCUCUCCCGUCUCGCCUCGUAUUGCCAAGAGGAAUGCUAACCUUUUGAAUGGAUUUGAUCUCAAAAAUGGAGGUUCUUAUGCCAAUAAUCAGCUGGGAACUAUCCCCGAAUGCGUUAUAAAACAAACCUACGAGUGUCUACCUGCUUUGAAGACGGCUCUGGAGUCGAAACUCGAAGAUAAAUGGCCUGAAAUAACGGUUAGUUUACAUGUUUCUUAUUUUUAUUUUUAGUACGAUCUCCAAUUCCAAUUAGAACGAAUGUUGGCGGAAAACAUCGAUUAUCAGAAGACCGUCAAUGGUGAAGUUAUGUUUCUGACAACGGGUGAUUAUCCCACGGAUGACCUGACAAAUAGACCGAUGCCGUCUUAUGAUCUUCGUCGAUCGCAAAGUGCGGAAAAGCCCCGGGGUCGAAAACAAAAGAGUGUUCCAUUUGAUGAGCAACCGUCUUGUAGCAAAUUCGAGUGUGAUGAAGAAGAUGCGUAAGUUUGCAUAGCAUGAGGAUUAAAAGAGUUUUAGUGGUUCGGAUGUGGUUACGUCAUGUGGAGAAAUGGAGGAGGAACAGCCGUAUCUUGUACUUGACAUUCCCCAUCGGUUUUGGACAUGGGCCAGGGAAUAUCUUGGUCAUAUAGACGACAAGUUUGUUACACAAUUCAAUAAGGAGUUUUAUCAGCGAUAUCAUCCGGCUUUCAUGAGCGACCUGCUUAUAAAUGGUGAGUGUCCUGCCUUAUUUAUCAUUUAAAAGGUGACAUUUUUAUAUUAGGAUGAUUGAAAAUUUCCUAGCCAUUUUUUGGUGGCGCUUCAAAGCAAAAUUUCUUGAGUCUAAUUGAAUGUGUGUUAAACUGAAAGCUUAGAUGUACGGGUGAGCUCUUCACAACAAUUUUUGGUUGGUUCUGUUUUAUUUUCUGCAAGUUUUCUUUUUGAAUAUUUCAAAAAUAUGGAGAAAUUCUCCGUUUACGUCAUGGUGAACAUGCCGGGGCCUAGCAAUUUUCGAGCUCAGUAAAAAAUAUUGGAUUUAGUGUUAUUUCUACCUGGGGUGCUGUAGUUUCUUGUGAAUGUAUAUCGAUUUGGUUAUAUCUACUCUGGCAUCUUUUGUAGCGUCCCUUGAAGUCUGCCGAAAAGCCGAGUUUCUCGAACAAGGGUAUACAGGUUAUUUUAUGUGGUUCAGCCGGAGGUUCCAAGAUUAAAAAACGAAACUUGUUUUAUCGGGCAAUCUAGGCCUCACAACUUGUUAUGCAUCCCCGGGAUGGAUGUAGAACAGAGCGUCAUGCAUGUAGACUGUCUCGCCCAUUGGUUCGAAUUUUUAAAGAUUUUGAUUAAUUAAGCUUGUUACCCCCUAGAAAAAAGGAUCGAUGCCGUGAAGAAUAAUUACAAAUAUUCCGUUGACUGUCAUGACUCAGCUACUUAUAACUGUUUCAUUUAGCCAAAGACUCAUAUUUCCGAGUCUGAGAAACUCAAUUGAAAAAAAAAAGUUUCGCCGAUAUCGGGCUCCAAAAUUUGAAACGAAAAUGCCAGGUCACAACCACACUGACUAUGGUCCCGACCUAGGUCGUGAGCUUGGUGAGGACCUGACCUAAAAAAGUCUCUUGGUCAUCAUAGUCAAGCAUUGAGACCAUUUUUGGGUAAUUUUAGGCAACCUCCAAGACCUAGGUCACGAGCUUGGUCAUGAGCGACCUAUCCUCCAGUGUGAACAGGGAGUAACCCCCCUUGGCUAGCUGGUCAACCAAUUUUGCAACAUUGAAUGUAAAUAUUGGUCCGAUGCCGGAUCUGCCCCAAACGAAGGGUUGCGGAAAAAGGAUGUAUAAAAAUCAAAGUAUUUUUACUUGAAUAAUGACCAAUAUCAUAUGCGUUAUUGUCAGAUUUGUCGGAUUUUCUACCCAAAGUGCCCGUUUAUUUUGUGAAAUAGUUAGAAACAAGAAUAGAUUCCCCAAAAGAUAAAUUUACACAAAAUUUGCUGGAAUUGAGCUGGACACAAAAAGGUUCUCAUUUGCGAACAGCGAAAAAAAAUUCGUACUGCAAAAAAUAAUUUCAUUGUUUUCAGAGCCUUUUAAGUACAAUGGAAAUGGAGUCAAAGCUGCAAAAUCCAAUGGAGUCUCUAAUGGAACUCCAAAAAGAUUGAGUGUAUGUAAUGGUAAUGGUGCUCCAAAAUUGAGCGGGAUUGAGAAUGGGUAUGUUAAUGUUGAGGUAUCACGCAGAAUUUUAGCGUAAGUAAGGCAAAUGGGAACGGAAAUCCGGCUGUGUUUGGUCUCAUGAAGAAUCUAGUUUCGGCUUACACUGAUGAAUUCAAACCAUCUCCCAAGAAAGGCAAAUGUGAGUUCUAAAAUUAAUUGCGCAAUUAUUAUUUUUAGUGGAGUCGCCGUUAUCUAAGAAAAGAAAGUUUGAUUUUCUGAAUGGAUAUAACGGAUAUUCAAACGGAAUUGAAAACGAAAAGAAAGAGCCCGUCAAUGAAAAUGAGUUAAUGGAAAUGGCAGCUGCCUUAACGGAUUGUUUGGGACCUAUUAGUAUGAUGCCAGAGUACGAAUCAGAGGAAUCCAGGGAUUCUUUCGCUGUGUCUUCGACCUCAAAGGAAGCGUUAUCAACUGAGAAUGUCGUUGAAAGCAUUGAAAAGAAAGAUCUUGAUGAAUUUACAUUCCUGAAGAUUAAUGAAGAUGGUAAAGAUGGAGAUCAGAAAUGGGACGAGGUCUCGUUGGAGCUUUUGAAUGUUCAGUCCAAGUUGGAUAAACUUUUACGUAAGACGACACCUAUUCUGGAGCGAUGCAAACAUGGAUUGGAAUCUGAAUUGGCCCACUCAAUAAGUACCAGAGAGCUGAACAAGGCGGAUGAAAAGGUAUUUUACUUAUUUUUACGGUAACACUUUUUUGGGCAUCGUUAUUCAUUGUCGGCAAUACUAUUGUUUUAGUUAUUCUCCAUUGUGGAUGAUCUCUCAGUUGGACGGGCCACUUUCGAAGAUUGUGUAAAGGCCUGGAAUGACCGACAGAAGUCGUUUGUGAAACAUUACUGUAACUCCGUUGUGCCCGUGGACCAGGACGAUCAGUAUGAAUCUGACUGGUCCGAGGAAUUUGCGAUGGAUUCUUCCCCUCCCCGGCUUUCCAAACACUAA
Molecule: messenger RNA, 3151 nt
Organism: Bursaphelenchus xylophilus (pine wood nematode)
Lineage: Eukaryota; Metazoa; Nematoda; Chromadorea; Rhabditida; Aphelenchoididae
Source: the annotation of a GenBank genome assembly